This is a messenger RNA of Ylistrum balloti, 2295 nucleotides long. Its product is annotated as death-associated inhibitor of apoptosis 1-like. Lineage: Eukaryota; Metazoa; Mollusca; Bivalvia; Pectinida; Pectinidae. Gene Ontology annotation, cellular component: nucleus; cytoplasm. The record is from RefSeq and is a predicted model, not a curated record. The coding region runs from base 1 to 2295 and encodes 764 amino acids. The transcript has 4 exons.
AUGGCUAAGAAACCUGCGUCACACAGACAUCGGUGUAAAUCUUUCAGCAAAAGGACGAAGCCAGAAGAGAGAGAGAGUCUUAAUUCUGAGUCAAGCGUUUUUAAACAUUGUCUGGUUUACCGACAAAAAGUCUGGAACUUGUGGUACAAACAUUCACUGCUUUCGAUGAAUUAUAGAAACACCAUAACAAGUAUAGUUGUGUCAAUCAUCAUAGCAUGUUCUUUAUACGACAUGAGACUUGUUCAUCUUCUCUCGCAUUUUUCGAUAAUUAUUGUGCUUCUGAUGGAUGUUCGUAAUUUCAAUUUUACACUUAAGUUCAAUAAAGUAGUGGCAUAUGAAGGAACUAAAAAUACAUAUAGUAUUGAAAAUGUUAAAUACAAACCACAUUCGUUCUGGAACUUGAAAGACAAUUUAUCUUGGUUGAGACAAUUUGAGCCUCAUAAAGUGUGUCUGGACGUUUUUCCGUCAAGCCUAAAUUUUUAUUUUCAAAAUUCUGAAAAUGGGGACGCAUCUGAAUCGAUGAACAUCGAAUGGUUGAGGUUGCGGUCAUUUUCAGCUGAUCGAAACAUUAGUGUUCGACCAAUCAGAUUGGCGAGAGCUGGAUUUUACUAUACGGGUACUUCGGAUGAGGUCAGAUGUUUUUCGUGUGGAAUACAGCGAUCUAACUGGAUGGCGGGAGAAGAUCCCGCAGAAAUUCACAAACGAAUUUCUCCUCUCUGUAGACAUGUGAACGGUACGGACAAUAGAAACAUUGCUAUAUCACGAGAAAGUGACCACACCAAUUCUUCUCGUGCUACAGUGACCGCUUCACCUCGAGAGAGUGACCACGCCAGUUCUUCUCGUGCUACAGUGACCGCUUCAUCUCGAGAGGGUGACCACACCAAUUCUUCUUGUGCUACAGUGACCGCUUCACCUCGAGAGAGUGACCACGCCAGUUCUUCUCGUGCUACAGUGACCGCUUCAUCUAGAGAAAGUGACCACGCCAGUUCUUCUCGUGCUACAGUGACCGCUUCAUCUCGAGAGAGUGACCACGCCUGUUCUCGUGCUAUGAUGGCAUCAUUUGAAAAUCAAGGUAUGUUUGUAGGUAGUCACGAGAAAAAGAAGCCAUCUACAAUCAACGUCAAUAGGAAAUAUGUGGUUAAUAGUCAACUUGCUGGGAGAGCAGGUAGGGAUAUGGAAACACAACAAGAGAAUCCUUCUAUCGAACAGCGCACAGGCAAAACGAAACCUCAUUCUCAUGGGCAGAGAAGCGAUCAUAGAAAUGUCAUUCAAAAUGUGCUGUCCUUAGAGCAAGAGCAAACUCGCAUAUCUAAUGGACACGAGGAUGCUAACACAUCGAUCACUCCACAAGUGAGCGCAAACAGGUCUUCGGCUACGGAGCAACCACAUCGCUCUUCCGCUAAUAAUAGACACAGACAUAACAUAUCUUCUUCCGGAUCCGGUGCUGUCAGUGAUUCAGUGGUACAGAAGUUGGCACCACUCGGUGUCGUCUUUGAUAAGCCCAAGUACCCGGCAUACGCAGUGCUGACUGUAAGGAUGAGCUCCUACAGUGGUUGGCCAUGUUCACAGACACAGAGCCUGAUGGCUGAGGCUGGAUUCGUAUACGCUGGAUAUGCAGAUUAUACAAGGUGCUUUUUCUGUGGAGGAGGACUGAGAAACUGGAUUGAUGGGGACGAUCCUUGGGUUGAGCAUGCGCGCUGGUUUCCAAGGUGCGCAUAUUUACGACAGAGCAAAGGACUUGACUUCAUACGUUUAGUUCAUGAAAACCUAGACGAUGAGAAUCAGGCUCAUGGGAGCAUCAGUGAUAACGUUCAAGGAAAGAAGUGCGAAAACCCGACAGAAAACCUCCCAUCUGACAAGGAAGUCGCCGAAUUACCAGCAUUCCAGAGUGUUGUACAGCAAGGCUAUUCUGCAGACCAAGCCACACAAGUUAUCAGAAAACUGUGGACCAAAGGUAUUACGGACGUCCACAGCACGGACAUACUGACAGAAAUAUUAAGGAUCAAUGACGAUGAUGGAGAUGAAGACGAUCCAGAGAUGAAAAACACAGAUUAUGGAGGCAUACGGAACACAAGUAAUGAUGACGUAGAAGAGCAUGAAAUUCGACGGUUGGAAGAGGAGAAUCGCCGCCUGCAGAAAGAGAAGUUGUGUAGGAUAUGCGAGGAGGAGGACGCCUCCAUUGCUUUUCUCCCGUGCGCCCAUCUUGUGUGUUGUCACGUGUGUGCCCAAGCUGUGAGACGCUGUCCUGUGUGUAACGUCAUCACACAAGGCACAAUCAAAACCUGGUUCACGUGA